UAUACCUACUUAAUUCUUACUAAUUGCUUUCAGAUUGUGUGGGAGUACUCUUGUUAGUUUGGGAUGCGAUUAAUAUAUUGAUAAGAUACACACGUGUCCUAAAUAUUAAAAUAAUCAAUGAUUUUAUCGUCGAUUAUCUCAUUUGCGACAUUUAAAUUGGUACUAAUAAAAUUACAUUAUCUUGGGCAUCCAAUAUCGGCGCAGAACAAAGUCAGUUUGUAGUUGUAACUAAAAGUGAUCAAUAGGUUCAACAGAAAGGGAAACUAAAAAAAAAUGUCUCGCGAUGAGAAAAUAGAGGUGAGGGAAAAUUGUAGGGAGCCUCAGAAAGGGUUUGACUUAGAUGACAUCCUGAAGAACGAGGUGGGCCAGUUAGGGAAGUACCAGAUCGUUACCAUCCUGUUAGCGUCGUUCCCGGUUAUUUUCUCCGCGUUUGCUGCUGGCGAAUAUAUUUUCACCACUGCCAGGAUACCUACCAGAUGCCUAAUACCACAAUGUGACGUUGACAACCCUGAGUAUGCUCCAGAAUGGGUGCUCAACGCCAUCCCAGGGAGCAGCACCAGCAGCUUCGACAACUGCGCGCGAUAUCGGAACAGCUCCGCGGCGAGCGGCGGCGCGGGACAGUGUGCUAAGGAGUGGUUCGACUCCACACAGACUGAGCCUUGCGACGAGUACGUGUACCAGAACACGCUGAGCAUCGUGUAUGACUUUGGGUUGGCAUGUGACGAAUGGAAGCGAUCUCAAAUAGGAUCGAUCAGAACGAUUGGUACAUUGCUGGUUCUCCCCAUCACAGGCUACAUCUCGGACCGCUGGGGCCGCCGCGUCGCCCUCAUCAUCAACGCCGUCAACACCGGCUGGCUGGGGCUCGUCAGGUCCUUCGUAAACUCCUACGACUGGUUUCUUAUCACUGAGGUCAUUGAGUCCACUAUUGGUGCCGGGGCCUAUUCGUCAUGUUACAUUUUAGUUACUGAAUUGGUCGGUCCAAAAUACCGAGUGAUCGUUGGAACCACUAUGUCGACAAUGUUCGCAUUGGGGCAAGUUUUCCUCGGGCUGAUCGCCUGGGGCGUGCCCGAGUGGCGUUCUCUAACUCAGAUCCUCUACGCCCCACAGUUGCUUAUCAUAACUUAUUUCUGGAUCAUGUCUGAAUCGGUCCGCUGGCUUAUGAGCAAAGGUCGAUACGAAGAGUCGGAAGUUAUUCUGAAAAAAGUAGCAAAAAUGAACAAUAGAAUACUGUCCGACAAGUCCUUGGAAGCGCUGCGUGCUACCGCAGAAGCUGAAAAAUUAAAAGAAAACCCUAAAGAACCUUGGCUGCCGAUUCUAGUUAUAAGAUCUCGCCCUAUAUUAUUGCGAUGUAUUGUUUCUCCAAUCUGGUGGAUCACAAAUACACUGGUGUAUUAUGGAAUGUCCAUUAAUGCUGUGAAUCUAUCAGGGAAUAGAUAUCUGAACUAUGUUUAUGUAGCUCUGGUAGAAAUUCCUGGAUAUUGGACUGCCAUCUUGCUUCUGGAUAGAAUUGGAAGAAAGCCGGUGUUGAUAGGUGGAUAUUGGUUGUGUGCAGGUUGCCAAUUCGCCUUUGCCUUUAUACCGAGUGGCUUCUACGGGUUGUCCUUAACAUUCUACCUCCUUGGCAAAUACGCUAUCGCCAUAGUCAUGACUUCCGUGUACGUGUACACGGCAGAGCUGUACCCCACCAAGUACCGCCACAGCCUGUUCGCCUUCUCCUCCAUGGUGGGCCGACUUGGAUCCAUCACUGCACCUCUUACACCUGCACUAGCUUUAACAGUUUGGGAGAGUUUCCCAUCCGUGCUGUUCGGCUCGUUUGCGCUGUUGUCUGGGCUCCUCAUCUUCCUGACUCCGGAGACCCUGGGCACGAAGCUGCCCGACACCAUGGAGGACGCUGAGCAACUGGGCUUGCCUAAACGAAAAUGAUCUCUAUACCUCGUACCUCACAUACAUAAGAUUAA
Maniola jurtina (meadow brown) is the source of this 1958-nucleotide messenger RNA. RefSeq names its product organic cation transporter protein-like. The record is from RefSeq and is a predicted model, not a curated record. Gene Ontology annotation, biological process: transmembrane transport. Bases 274 to 1923 code for a protein of 549 amino acids. The transcript is spliced from 6 exons. Gene Ontology annotation, molecular function: transmembrane transporter activity. NCBI's taxonomy places the organism in Eukaryota, Metazoa, Arthropoda, Insecta, Lepidoptera, Nymphalidae. Gene Ontology annotation, cellular component: membrane.